AUGCUCUCUGCCUUCUUCGUGCUCUCCUCGCUCAUCGUCGCCGGGCUUUCAAGCCCUGUCGUCAUUCCCCGAAGCCCGGUAACCCUUCCCAUUGUGAGGAAAUUCAACUUCAAUGGGACGAGCACCAUCGUAGAACGAGAUCGGGCACGAGUGGCUGCACUCCGAUCCCGCGCAGAUGGGGCAAGGAAUGUGACGAGACGUGCUGUCGUUAAUGAGGACGUAGAUAACGUUGCCGUUGUCUACUCAGCUUCUGUUGGUGUUGGUAGCCCUGCCACAUCCUACGACUUGCUCAUUGACACCGGCAGCUCAAAUACUUGGGUUGGUGCAGGGACUAGCUACGUACAGACAUCCACCAGUACCCAGACCUCCAAUCGAGUCUCUGUUACCUAUGGUUCCGGAUCAUUCUCUGGGAGGGAAUACAUCGACCGAGUUACUAUCACCUCAGACUUGAUCAUCGAAUCGCAGUCAAUCGGUGUGGCUUCCACUUCUUCCGGCUUUUCUGGCUUUGACGGUAUUCUUGGAAUCGGACCCGUGGCGCUCACUGAGGGCACGUUGUCUCCGGCUACCACUACACUCAUAUCCACUGUCACCGAUAAUCUCUACAGUCAGGGCUCAAUCACAAAUGAUGAAAUUGGCGUGUACUUUGCGCCUACGACACAAGAGGAGGUCGUCAACGGAGAACUUUCCUGGGGUGGCUCGGAUAGUUCCAAAAUUACCGGCAGUAUUGGCUAUGCACCAGUUACAUCUACCUACCCCGCAAGCGUAUACUGGGGUAUUGACGAGUCCAUUACGUAUGGAACCUCGACAUCAAUCUUGACUUCCACUGCUGGUAUUGUCGAUACCGGAACUACCCUCGUCUACAUCGCUUCUGAUGCAUUCGCACGGUACAGGACGGCCACUGGGGCAACCCUGGACAGUACCACAGGUCUUCUUCGUAUCACCACCGCUCAGUACGCCAGCCUUUCCAGUCUCUUCUUCCAUAUCAACGGUGUAUCGUACGAGCUCACACCCAAUGCUCAAAUCUGGCCUCGUUCGCUGAACACGGCUAUCGGUGGCAGUUCCAGUGCCGUCUAUCUGAUCGUCAACGACAUUGGCACGAAUACCGGAGAAGGUCUCGAUUUCAUCAACGGAUACACUUUCUUGGAGCGUUACUACACGAUUUUUGACACAGCAAACUCGAGGGUCGGGUUUGCAGCGACGUCACAGACCGAUGCUACUACGAAUUAG
Messenger RNA from Desarmillaria tabescens, 1227 nucleotides. RefSeq names its product aspartic peptidase A1. Lineage: Eukaryota; Fungi; Basidiomycota; Agaricomycetes; Agaricales; Physalacriaceae. The coding region runs from base 1 to 1227 and encodes 408 amino acids. Gene Ontology annotation, biological process: proteolysis. Gene Ontology annotation, molecular function: aspartic-type endopeptidase activity. The record is from RefSeq and is a predicted model, not a curated record. The transcript is spliced from 11 exons.